This is a messenger RNA of Scatophagus argus, 1659 nucleotides long. It is a transcript of the gene riox2, whose product is annotated as ribosomal oxygenase 2. Gene Ontology annotation, molecular function: histone H3K4 demethylase activity; histone H3K36 demethylase activity. Gene Ontology annotation, cellular component: nucleolus. NCBI's taxonomy places the organism in Eukaryota, Metazoa, Chordata, Actinopteri, Scatophagidae. The coding region runs from base 169 to 1605 and encodes 478 amino acids. The record is from RefSeq and is a predicted model, not a curated record. The transcript is spliced from 10 exons.
AAACACAUCUUUUAGAUAAUGGGUGAAUCAACAUUUUUGAACCUCUUGGCUUUCCAUAAAAUUACCUCCUUUCGCCUCAGGCGUAGUUUCCAGUCGGACAUAUUCAGGGAAACACAAUCAGAUCACGUGGAACAGUGAAGGGUCUUUCUCAGACGCUGUUGGAAAGAAAUGCCAAAGAAAAGCAAAGUGAAGAGUGUCAAGAGGCAGAGAACUGAUGAUGUCCAGGUCCCUCGUAAACAGAGCAAAGUAAUGCACCCCGAGACUCCAUCCCUUCUGUGCUUUCACAGCCCAGUCAGCUUAUUCAAGAGCCUCAUCCAGCCCAUGGAAACAGAGCAGUUCUUCAGGGAGCACUGGGAGAAGAAACCCCUCCAUUUGCAGAGGUCUGAUGCCAGCACAGCCUCUUACUACCAGUCUUUGUUCCAGCUGUCUGACCUGCAGAGCUUGUGUUCUCAAGGUCUGGAAUACUACAGGGACAUCAAUGUUGUUCGCUGUAUCAACGGCAAGAAAAAAAUACUCAACAAGAAGGGGCAAGUUAAGAACAGUGAUCUUGGGAAGAACUUGGUUCAGAAUAAGGCCACCAUCCAGUUCCACCAGCCACAGAGGUUCAAGGAUGAGCUAUGGAGUAUCCAGGAGAAACUGGAGUGUUUCUUUGGAGCCUUGGUAGGCUCUAAUGUCUAUAUCACACCACAGGAGUCCCAGGGCCUUCCGGUUCACUAUGAUGAUGUUGAGGUGUUUAUUCUGCAGCUUGAGGGACAGAAACGUUGGCUUCUGUACAGACCUACUGUUCCCUUGGCAACAGAGUACAGUGUGGAGUCACAGCAGAGGAUUGGCAGCCCAACUCAUGAUAUUGUACUGAAGGCAGGAGAUCUUCUCUAUUUUCCCAGAGGCACAAUCCAUCAAGCCAGCACUCCAGCAGGAGUGGACCACUCCACUCACCUGACUCUUAGCACCUACCAGAGAAUGUCAUGGGGAGAUCUGCUGUUAGACAUAUUCCCAAGCUUUCUGUGUGACAGCAGCAAGACUGAAGUCGGCCUGAGAGAGGGCAUGCCCAGAAAACUCUUACUGGGCAGCAGUGAAGGCUUGGAUGUCAGAAGGCAGCUGGCUGCUGGUCUUAGAUCUCUGGCUAAUAAAAUGGAAACAGGGAUGCAAGAAAUCCGCUCCACCCACCUGAAAAGAGACUUCAUCAUGAACAGACUUCCACCAUACAGCAAGCAGCAGCUGCUCACACCAUCUGGGAAGAUUCCUACCUUGGAGGAUAUGGUGUCUUUGAGGUUUAAGGAACAUAUGGUAAUAACAGUGGAGCCCAGCCAAGAGAGAACAUUAUGUGUGUGUGCUUUUCAGGAUGAGGCCACAGAGCUGGUAGUUUUUGUCUUGCAUUCUUUGAAGAACAAAAGGGAGAGCCACAUGAUGGGUGAAAGUUGUGAUGAAGAUGUGGAAUGGGACAUCUCCAGGGGCCUGCAGUUCCCUCUUUCCCACCUCCGGGCCCUACAGCAGCUCCAACAGGUAGAGCAGCUGGCUGUGGCCCAGCUCCAGCUGCCCACACAGGAGGACAAACUCAGUCUGGUCCUGGCUCUUUGGAGUGAAAGCCUGCUGAUUGUGCCAUAACACAGCACUACAUCAGAUAUCACUUAAGUGAAAUAUUAAAUUAUCUGAAUACUU